AUGGGCAUGAAAUGCUUCGCUGAUUUCAACAAUGGAAGAACUGGUGAAAUUGGUGGCAUCUAUGCUGUUCCAACAACAAAGUUGAGCAAUGUAUCCCAUGGGUUGACACAAGCAGCGCCUCGAUUGAAGAAUGUAUCGGUACUGACAACCGACACCAUACCGCAUGGAGUCCAAUUUUGGGAUGCAACUCUUGGGAAGGGAUGUUAUGACAAGUGGUUAAGAAAGGAGUUCCAUUUGGCAGAAAAGAUCAUUGAAAAUCUAAAUGACUGGCUGAAAGCAUGGAUAGAUGUCAGUGACAAUAGCGAUCAAAAGGUCUGCACAUACAAGACAGAGGACACAACAAGAGAACAGUUUUCAAAGGUUCCAUAUGUAUUGGAUCAUGAAGGUGCAGCCACCUACCGUGGAGUGAAAUCAAGUGCUGAGCACGGGCUGACUGAAUGGAGAAGCUCAAGAGCUGAGUCAAGCUUGGAGAAGUUUCAUGAACUAUUGGCCCAUUUUGCAAAUAUUGGUUGCAAAUCGGAGUUUGCGAAUGCUCUCAUUGCCCGAGGUACGGCUGAGCACAACGUUGGUGCGAGGUGGAGAUAUGACUGCAUGGUGCAAUGCCAACAAGGUUCUAGAUUACCGCAUCCAGAAUACGUGGACCAAACGCCCAUUUUCAUGGACCAUUCCCUACUAGACCAUUUGAACCAACAAUCUACCUCGCUUGGUUUUGAUGCCUUGUUCAAAGAGUGUCAAGUUCCAGAGGUUGGAAACGAGAAGGAAGUUUUCUUUUCCAAUUACUGCACCGACCAAAUGGAAAGAAACAAACAAGAGGGAACUGUUGCUUCAACUAAGGUUUGUCUUUGUGACGACUGCAAGGACAAGUACAAAUCGCCUCAAACAACAAGUGUUGCCAGGAGGAGGAGUGGUAUUGCCAGAGCGGUUGAUCGAUCAACUGCAGCAGCAUAG
Messenger RNA from Cylindrotheca closterium, 948 nucleotides. Lineage: Eukaryota; Bacillariophyta; Bacillariophyceae; Bacillariales; Bacillariaceae. The record is from the annotation of a GenBank genome assembly.